CAAACGGAAAGGGGAAGACUGGGAGCAUAGCGUUCUCUGGAGGCUACGCGGGGUUUUGGAGUGUACUUUCUCUCUCUUUCCUUGGUAACCGAGUUUCUCCAUACCUUUUCCUUUGUUGAGUUGAUUAGCUUCAAUUAUGUCAAAUUUCUCUUCAAUCACUACUGCUUCCAAUCCAAAUCCCAAUAAGUCGAUUGAGGUGGCUCAACCUCCGAGUGAUUCUGUUUCAAGCCUUAGUUUCAGUCCCAAGGCAAAUAUUCUGGUGGCCACUUCAUGGGAUAAUCAGGUUCGAUGUUGGGAGAUAAUGCGGAAUGGGCCAACUGUUGGCAGUGUGCCCAAGGCAUCAAUAUCACAUGACCAGCCGGUUCUAUGCUCUGCUUGGAAGGAUGAUGGAACAACUGUCUUCUCUGGAGGCUGUGACAAGCAAGUGAAAAUGUGGCCUUUGUUGUCUGGCGGGCAACCUAUGACUGUGGCCAUGCAUGAUGCUCCCAUUAAAGAGGUUGCUUGGAUCCCAGAGAUGAACCUCUUAGCCACAGGAAGUUGGGACAAGACUCUUAAGUAUUGGGAUACAAGGCAGCCUAAUCCUGUGCAUACCCAGCAACUCCCUGACCGUUGUUAUGCACUAACUGUGAGACAUCCCUUGAUGGUUGUUGGCACUGCAGAUAGAAAUCUUAUAGUUUUUAACUUGCAAAACCCUCAGACUGAGUUUAAGAGAAUCACUUCACCAUUGAAGUAUCAGACCAGAUGUGUUGCUGCCUUUCCGGAUCAGCAAGGAUUCUUGGUUGGCUCGAUAGAGGGAAGGGUUGGCGUACAUCAUCUUGAUGAUGCACAACAAAGUAAAAACUUUACUUUUAAAUGUCACAGGGAAGGCAAUGAGAUAUACUCAGUGAAUUCUCUAAACUUCCAUCCUGUGCAUCACACAUUUGCCACUGCAGGCUCUGACGGUGCUUUUAAUUUCUGGGACAAGGAUAGUAAACAGAGGCUCAAGGCUAUGUCAAGGUGCAGUCAACCUAUACCUUGCAGUACUUUCAACAAUGAUGGAUCGAUAUUUGCAUAUUCGGUGUGUUAUGACUGGAGUAAGGGUGCAGAAAAUCAUAAUCCAGCAACAGCAAAGACCUACAUCUUCCUGCAUUUACCACAGGAAGCUGAGGUCAAAGGCAAACCAAGAAUUGGAACAAGUGGUAGAAAGUGAAGCUACACAGUGGAAGCCAUGAGAAUGAUGGGAAGAAAAAUGGGUAUCUGUACCUUGCUUGUAAAUGGAUCUCAUUUUGUUUUUUAUUGGUAGGUCCGACUUGUGAGCAGAGCAGAGGAGUGUAGCUUAGGAAUGGUCCUGUAGUGAGCAGGUGAGUUUGGCUUUGAGAAUAGGUUCUUAAUAAAGGUUGUUCUAGUUUACUCCGUUGAGCUUUUUAGGGAAUGGGGUUAUUGCUUUUCAUAUAUUCGAAGUCAUGGCUAGUUCUUUUUUAUUUUUAUAUAUUAAAAAUUACACA
Messenger RNA from Vitis riparia (riverbank grape), 1484 nucleotides. RefSeq names its product protein RAE1. Gene Ontology annotation, molecular function: RNA binding; ubiquitin binding. NCBI's taxonomy places the organism in Eukaryota, Viridiplantae, Streptophyta, Magnoliopsida, Vitales, Vitaceae. The record is from RefSeq and is a predicted model, not a curated record. Gene Ontology annotation, biological process: RNA export from nucleus; transcription-dependent tethering of RNA polymerase II gene DNA at nuclear periphery. The transcript has 12 exons. The coding region runs from base 137 to 1189 and encodes 350 amino acids. Gene Ontology annotation, cellular component: nuclear pore.